This is a messenger RNA of Anoplopoma fimbria (sablefish), 743 nucleotides long. RefSeq lists its product as uncharacterized. Gene Ontology annotation, cellular component: membrane raft; external side of plasma membrane. The coding region runs from base 48 to 743 and encodes 231 amino acids. Gene Ontology annotation, biological process: interleukin-15-mediated signaling pathway; positive regulation of ERK1 and ERK2 cascade; T cell activation. The transcript is spliced from 3 exons. Lineage: Eukaryota; Metazoa; Chordata; Actinopteri; Perciformes; Anoplopomatidae. The record is from RefSeq and is a predicted model, not a curated record. Gene Ontology annotation, molecular function: protein tyrosine kinase binding; MHC class II protein binding.
UUGACAGUUGAAGGCGUGAGAACAAGAGACAGAGAAAGAGAGGCACGAUGGUUGAAAUCAGAUGGAUUAAAAUGACUUUAUUUGUGAUACUGCUGCUGCUUCAGUUCACAGCAGCAAGUGGACAAACCCUCUCCUCUGUCACCACAAGAGCUGGAGAUAAUGUCACUUUGUCUUGUAACAAUGUGAUAAAAAAUCAGGACAAAUGUAAAAGUACUACUUGGCUUUACAGUCGUUAUCCUGGUGAAACAGCAAAGGAGCUGGUUAAUCUUGGGAAGGUUAAAGACAAUGUGAUUUCCAAAGCUAAAUCUAGUAGACUGAGUUUGACGUCAAACUGUUCUCUGGUUAUAAGAAAUGUCACAACUGACGAUGUUGGUGUUUACACCUGCAGACAGUUUAUAUCAGGACAAAAACAAGGUCCAGAUGCUCAGGUGGUUCUCUCUGUGAUUAACAUGGAGGGAACAAAUACCACUGAUACAGUCUCCUUGUUCUGCUCUGUGUUGAUAUACGAUCAGUGUGAACACACAGUAGAGUGGCUGUAUGAGGGUGAUAAGAGUGAUGUGGAGACAUCACAGCAUGCCUGUUCAGCCACUGUGACACUUUUGGCUCCUCAUCAUUAUCAGAAAUCAAAGAAUUAUGAGUUUCUGAAGUGUAACGUGACAGAUAAAAAGAGUGGAGAAACCCUGCUGAGUAAUGUCGGUCCCCAGUCCUCAUGUGAGAAAACAGGUACGAAUGUUUUUAUUUAA